Messenger RNA from Dendroctonus ponderosae (mountain pine beetle), 4166 nucleotides. Its product is annotated as exportin-4-like. Lineage: Eukaryota; Metazoa; Arthropoda; Insecta; Coleoptera; Curculionidae. Gene Ontology annotation, cellular component: cytoplasm; nuclear pore. The coding region runs from base 143 to 3541 and encodes 1132 amino acids. The transcript is spliced from 19 exons. Gene Ontology annotation, biological process: protein export from nucleus. Gene Ontology annotation, molecular function: small GTPase binding; nuclear export signal receptor activity. The record is from RefSeq and is a predicted model, not a curated record.
AGAGGUCAACUGAGUUCAACUUAACCUCAACCUUCAGGAUAGCAGAACUUGUCUUAUAUGUUAAAACAUAAAUACGCUCAUUUCUCAGAAUUUCCAAACUCUGGUAUUUUGUGGCUCAAUGUGAUCUAGCUCGAAUAAUAAAAUGAGUGAGCAAGCUAUAAAUGAGCUGGAGGCGGCUGCCCAAAUAAUAAUGGCUCCUCCAAAUAUCGUCUCGAAUGAGCAGCGGCAUCAUGCCGAAGUGAUUUUUCUGAAUUUUCGCAAAAGCAAAUCGCCCUACGAAAUAUGCAGGCAAAUUCUGGAAAAAUGUCCCAACCAAUAUGUUAUGUUUGAGUCUGCAGAAGUCCUAAAAGAAGCUAUUAUCAGGGAAUGGUCGUUUUUAAUGGAAAAUGAUCGAGUAUCAUUGAGGCAGUAUUUGAUGCAUUACAUAACCACUCGCCAAGUGCCGCAUUUUGUACGGGAUAGAAUCCUGCAAGUAAUUGCCAUUAUGGUAAAAAGGGCUAGCAUUGACGACAAUGGAAGAGAGCGCGGUAUCAUUCUGCAGGAGGUUGAAAAUCUCAUUAUGAAUGCCGAAUCGAAUAGGAAACUGCUUGGCUGCUACAUUAUCGCGAACUUAAUGCAAGAGUAUGCCAGCACUGUAAAGUCUACCGACGUUGGGCUUCCAUGGGAGGUGCAUUUUAAAGCAAAGAAGCARUUUGAAGCAACGGAUCUCAAGCGAAUCUUCCAAUUUUGCGUAUAUUUGCUAUCAGAAGUGGUGAAAAACGAUCCKCCUUACAGCGACAUCGUCGUCCAGCUAACCAGGCAUUUGUUGCAAAUCACUGAAAGAGUGCUCACCUGGGGCUACGUCUCGCCAAUUCUACCCAAAAGGCUGAUUGGUAUCUACGAGUCCGUGCAUGAGUCUGAUCAAGCCCCUGCGUUGAGACUGACCAAUUCGUGGUCGGAAAUCAUGUUCAAUCCCGAUCUGGUGCCUCUAAUGUUCCAAAUAUAUUGGAAGCUCAGAGACAUAGAUGAACUAUCGCACCAUUGCCUAAAUUGCCUGGUUCAACUGGCGAGCCUGAGCGGAGGCAUCACGAUUAACAGCGAAGCUCGUCUGAAGUACUUACACAGCUAUUUGGGCAAUUUCGUCAAUUUGUUAUCCAAUGUUACCAUCAGAGAAAAAGAAUCCCUGGGAAUCUCAAACAUUGCUAGAAAGCUAGUGUUGUUUUUCAUCAAUGACUUCAGCAAUCUUCCAACUCCGCUUCAAGAGACGAUAAUGGACGAGUUCACUCGGAUAACGUGCAACUUUGCUGAAGGAGCCGCUCGAGAAGAUGCUAAUCCGGACGAAGAGAAGUAUUUUUCCGAUUCUUUAGAAAAUAUGCUCGAAGCAUGGACAACGAUAAGCGUCGAAUUCUCAUCCAUAUCCGAAGAGCUACAUCAGUCUUGUGCUACGCGAAUCUUCAAUAAAUAUGUGCAGUGUCAUCUAGCACAACCUGAUGGAAUUCGAAGUCUUAGUUUAGAGAAUGGACACAAUUGUGAUGAAGAUCUAGAAGACAAUGACCGCACUAAGUUCAAGGAGCAGCUGCAAAUCAUUGGCUUGCUUGGGAGGACCAUUCUACCGCAUUCGCUUCCAGUUUUGUACAAAAUUUUAGAGUCUCGUACCGAAUCUUUGCUACACAUGCUGCCAGUCAUGCAACAAAGAGCGAUGAACUUAAAUGAGGCUGCAUCAUUGGACGGGGUGUUUGAGGAUGUACACUGGGCGGUUCUGAUCGCCGGCCAUUUGCUCUGUAUGGAAAGUGAUGGGGAGCUGGCUCUGAUCCCCUCAGAAAUCAACAAUCACUCCACCGAGAUGGCGAAGAAAGGAGCAACUUGCGCAGAUGCGAGUAUAAAAACUCUGAGCAUGGCAGACGCCAAGGUGCAAGUUCCUGAUUGUUUGGAGCAAUGCGACCCAGUCAUAAGAAUCGCCUACAGUGUGUUGCGUUUGGCCUCUAUAGAGGAACUGGCGAUUUCAAUGCGGCAGGGCCAUUUUAUGAGCCCUGAAGUUGGCUCUACUUUGAUGUGGUUCUUGAAACGAUGGUGCCUCAAUUACUUAUUGCCGCCUGAAGAGUUUUACCAACAAUUAAGAAUAAGUCCAGUCAUUUUAGCUUGUUUCGGCCGCGAUUCCGAGUGCAGUAAAAUGUUUAUUUCUGUGAUCUUGCAUAAAAUUGCCGUAAACCUCUACAGUUUCCAAUCCGAACCAAUUCUCCUACGCGACACCGUACAACUCUUUAGCGACAUGGUUUCCAGCAAGCAAAAAUCUAUCUACAUAAUAAAAACGGACUCUAUGGCAAAACUCAUCAAUCUGACUGAGCAAAUGGAGGCUGGAACGCUUCCUCCAAAUAUUUUGAGAGGCAUCUACAAGGGCAUAGUCACGGCUGGUAUAUGUUUGACCGAUCCCGAUGAGAAAAACACGUAUUACCAAAGGAUAUUAGAGCCUCUAAAGAAUAAAUUCAAAGCCGUAGUUGGACAGGAAAACCUCGGCAGAAUGUGUGAGAAUGAGCAAGUGCAAAAGGUUGUGAUCGAUUUGCUGGAGAGCUUCAUUGGGGUGGCGAGAGGUUCCUUAGUGGCAACUGUGGAAAUUUUGUUUCCUUUUAUGUGCCCCAUUCUAUCGGAGCUGCCAGUAUUCCUGACCUUUUUCAAAGACUACCAAGUGAUUGUGCAACUAAUUUUGGAGCUUUUCGGGCAGUGUGCCAAGUCGAUCUUGUGCUACUUGGCCCCGUCGGAUAGCAAAAAAUUAUACGAAAGUGCAUUGGCUGCCGUCCAGGCCUAUGCAAAGUACAACACUAACCGACUAUCAACUGAAUCCUUUGCUGAAGAGAGCAGUUGCCAGGAUUUAAGUCUUGUGUUGGACUUGCUGACCUUUAUAUUGGCCAAAGACUGUGUGGACUUGCAUGUUCGCAGCGGCGAAGAGGAAAUUACGGUUACUGCUUCCGAUGUGUCUCUCUUUGGGCUCAAGUUUAUAAUGCCGCUCAUGACAUUGGAGCUGUUGAAAUUCCCCAACUUGUGCGCCCACUUCUACCGGCUUCUGGUCCUAAUCAACGACAUCUACCCGGAGAAAAUCGCCGCUCUUCCUCAUGACAUGAUGGUCAGUCUGCUGCAAAGCAUUGAAUUGGGGCUCACCAAUUUCGGCACUGAUAUCGUACAAGCGUGCCUUGACUUCGUGCAAGGAAUGGCCUGCUAUUUGUUCAGGCACAGCAAUUUCGACACGCCAUUUGCAGUUGCGUUGAAACCGUUCCUGAAGCUGCUGAUGGAUCUGGUGCUCUCCCAUCAAAUCAAUUCGGAUUUAAUCAGCUGUUCCUCUACGACAAUUUAUUCUCUCAUUUGCUGCUAUCAGGAUGAGUAUCAAGCGCUGGUGCAGAGUUUAAUUCAAAGUCAGACUGAUCCAAUGACUGCUGAAAGGUUGGCAGCAGCCUUCAACAAUCUAACGCAGAACGUUGCGUUAAACUGUGAAAGACAACCAAAACUAAAGUUCAGGGACAACUUUGACAAGUUUAUUGCAAACGUGCAUGGAUUUUUGUUAGUUAAGUAAAUGCGAAAAUGGAUGAAUUAAGCGGGCGUUAAAUGUGGUCGUUUUUCGUUUGUGUGUAGACCGGUUUAAUUGAAUUAAGUGCAUUAAUUUUCAUUCGACUUGUUUGAUGUAUUAUUAUAUGUUAAGUCGACCUACUGUAUGAAUUCGUUGAUAAGUUUUAUUCGUUUUUAAUUAGUUGAUCGUUUAUUUAUUGCAGUGUAGCGAUAUUGUCCGUUUGUUUUGAUAAUUGGGAAUUAAUUUCAUUCCUUUGGGCUUCCAGGUCAAAAGAAGGGUUUGAUUUUUUCAGAUUUAUUGCAAUGGCUUUUUGCGGAAUUAUCUUCUUUUUAUUUGUGAAGUUACUUUCACGUCCAGUUCAUUUGCCUUCCGUUUAGUAAAAUCAUCUUUUUCUAUCAAAUAUUGCCAGCAAACUUUUAUUUUGUUAAACUGCUUUAGGAAUUGUCUAGGAACACUAAUCGAAGAUGGAAUACGUUCAAAGAACUUAUGGAAAGGUUGUACAUAUCGUGUUAGUCUAAGACAAAUUAAUUUAGUGUUUAUACCAUAGUGGCUUUUAUGUGAAAGGCUGUAUUUUAAACAAGCUCUAAAUGUGUUUAAGGAAAUUGCAGAAAAUAUAUAGAAGACCAAGUAA